GCACGGCUGCCGGCGCGCCCCUCCCGUCUCCCCCCCAAAAAGUUUGAGUCGCAGCUGCCUGGUUGCCAGCGGAGUCGCGCGCCGGGAGCUACGUAGGGCAGAGAAGUCAUGGCUUCUCCGUCCAAAGGCAAUGACCUGUUUUCGUCUGAUGAGGAGGGCCCGGCGAUGGUGGCCGAGCCGGGCCCGGGGCCUGGGGGUGCCGACGGGGCCGCGGAGGAGCGCCGCGUCAAGGUCUCCAGCCUGCCCUUCAGCGUGGAGGCGCUCAUGUCGGACAAGAAGCCGCCCAAGGAGACUUCCCCACUGCCACCCGAAAGCGCCUCCGCCGGGGCCACCCUGCGGCCACUUCUGCUGCCCGGACACAGCGUCCGGGAGGCGCACAGCCCCGGGCCGUUGGUCAAGCCCUUCGAGACAGCCUCGGUCAAGUCGGAAAAUUCAGAAGACGGAGCGGCGUGGAUGCAGGAACCGGGCAGAUAUUCGCCGCCGCCAAGACACAUGAGCCCCACCACCUGCACCCUGAGGAAACACAAGACCAAUCGGAAGCCACGCACACCCUUCACCACCUCCCAGCUCCUCGCUCUGGAGCGCAAGUUCCGCCAGAAACAGUACCUCUCCAUCGCAGAGCGGGCAGAGUUCUCCAGCUCUCUGAACCUCACAGAGACACAGGUCAAAAUCUGGUUCCAGAACCGAAGAGCCAAGGCGAAAAGACUGCAAGAGGCCGAACUGGAAAAGCUGAAAAUGGCUGCAAAACCUAUUCUGCCCUCUGGCUUCAGCCUCCCUUUCCCCAUCAACUCGCCCCUGCAAGCAGCCUCCCUAUACGGCGCGUCCUACCCUUUCCAUAGACCUGUGCUCCCCAUCCCGCCCGUCGGACUCUAUGCGACUCCAGUGGGAUAUGGCAUGUACCACCUGUCCUAAGGAAGACCAACCAGCUCAAUAGACUCCGGGAUGGAUGUUUGUUUAAAAGCCUUCCCCCUCCCUCUCCAAGAAGACAGUCCCGCUCUGCAAACCUUGCAUGCACCACCCUCAGCGGCUAGAUCAACAGGGCCACAGACAUAGUUGAAAUUGGUUCUUUUGACUGGAGACACCCAAGCCCUGUUUUCUUGGUGUAAUCUUCCAGAUGGCCACCCCCCUUCUCCUUUCACAAGAUUGGCUCUGAUGGUUUUUAUAUAUAAAUGUAUAUAUAUAUAUAUAUAUAUAUAAAAUAAAAUAUAAUACAUUUUUAUACAGCAGACGUAAAAAUCAAAUUAUUUUGAAAGGUAAAAUUUAUAUAUAUAUAUAUAUAUAUAUAUAUGUCUUUUUUUUCUCUAUAUAUCACCUUCCUAAAAGACUGCUUAAUUAAGUCUACCUGUUGUUUUUUUCUUAUGGGGGAGACAAAUUAUUUGCUAAAAUUGCUGAAAUCUGAUGAUUUGGAUGACUGACUUGCAAACAUUAGAAUCAGACACUAUGUGCCUAGGCAGUAGAUAUGGAAGGAUUCCUCCCAAAGAAGGGGACACAUCAUGUUUUUGCAUUUUUUACGUGCAUUUAAAAACUCACUAGCUAUGACCCUAUUUGGCCCUAUUUUUUUCCCCUUCACCUUGUUUGUUACACAUUGUUAAAAGUUUUUGUAAGAUAAAUAAAAGGGAGAUGAGAAGAAUCCUGAGAGUGCCUCCGGAUAAGGUGGAAAAUGGAAGUCCUUACUAAUUCCUCUCAAGGCUGUUGCUUAACUUCAUUUCAGAUAAUUGGAGAGUGAAAAGUUAAAGCAUGUCGGGAGGAAUGGAUGGUUUCUGUGAACCACUAGGUCCAUCAGUCCUCACACAUUGAAAAGGUGAUUUGGGGGGUGGGGGUGUGUGUAGUUAAUUCUCUGCUUAAAAAAUAUGAAUAUCUUGUAACCAUUAUCUAUACUAAAUAUUCCUGAACAAUGAAUAGAUCUAAAAAGAAAAAAAAUCAUGCUUUCUCUGUGUGUGUACCUGUUGUAUGUGCUAAACUUACUAGAAAAAUUUAUAUACUUUUUAACAUGUUGGGGGCAGAGGGUAAAGCCAUGUUUUGACUUGAUAAAAAAUGGUGUUGUCAGACAGCCCAUAUAGCUCCUUGGUAUUUCAUUUUUCUAUCCAGCUCCCCCUCCCCCAUCCAAGUAUACUUUUAUCCCUUUGAAAGGGUGCCUUGUAUAAUUUUAUAUAUUUUAUUGAAGAGUUAUUUCUUAUCUCUUAUUCUGAAUUAAA
Messenger RNA from Mesoplodon densirostris (Blainville's beaked whale), 2195 nucleotides. RefSeq names its product msh homeobox 2 (gene MSX2). The record is from RefSeq and is a predicted model, not a curated record. NCBI's taxonomy places the organism in Eukaryota, Metazoa, Chordata, Mammalia, Artiodactyla, Ziphiidae. Bases 109 to 912 code for a protein of 267 amino acids. The transcript is spliced from 2 exons. Gene Ontology annotation, cellular component: nucleus. Gene Ontology annotation, biological process: regulation of transcription by RNA polymerase II; embryonic morphogenesis. Gene Ontology annotation, molecular function: RNA polymerase II transcription regulatory region sequence-specific DNA binding; DNA-binding transcription factor activity, RNA polymerase II-specific.